Darwinula stevensoni is the source of this 2058-nucleotide messenger RNA. The record is from the annotation of a GenBank genome assembly. Lineage: Eukaryota; Metazoa; Arthropoda; Ostracoda; Podocopida; Darwinulidae.
CUGAACACGCACAAGGAGCUCGAGUUCCCGGCCGUCACGAUCUGCGCCUACAGUCCUUUCUGGAAGAACCAAGAAGAUGAUCCGACACUUUUAAACUUCAAGAAUCUCUUCGAGCUGAACGAGGACCUCGAAGGAGCACUCAAUGACCUCUUACAGCCUGUAGACACGAGCCACCAGACGACUGUUGCUCUCUCGUCUAACGACGACGACGACGAUACUAAACGGGACGUGGUGCGGAAUAACUGCAUCAAGCCCUUUGUCCAUCUCUACCCAAAUGAUGCCCAGAAUUCCUCAAGACUGAAAAGACAAGUGGAGGUAUCUACAUCAGCGCUCAAUUCAAAUUCAGAUGUAAUCACAACGGAAAUGGAUUCUAUUUAUUAUGACGCCUCACAAGUCGCAGUUGACAUAUUCAAUUCCUCAAGCACGAACCCUCCCACAUCUGCAAUGAACUCCUCAUUGAACACAAGCACCGAAGUCCCAACAAACACAGAAGCAAAUUCUGGUCUGACCUCCGAGACUCUUCCGUUUGAAGCGUCAACCCGAAAAUCUCACGGCGCAUCGACAACCUCUGGUUCCCAACUGGAGGUCAGCGUUCAUUCAACGACACGGUCUCCAGUUGAUGGCCGAGCCGAGAGUUCCACUCCGUUCGAUGCCUCUGAGGUUCCAAGGGAAGAGGACUACGACGACGACGAACUCCGAAAAAUCUUCGAAGACGAUGGGAUCCGGGUUGACUCAGGAGACGAGAGAAAAAAUGGAACGAGGAAAAUCAACAACGAGACCGUUAAGGUGGAUGAUUUUCUCUCAAUGAUGUUUUUGACCAGCUCCUACUCGUUGCGUGACUUCCGGGAAUACCUAAAUCUUGCCGACGCCAUCAGCGACAUCAAUAAGUCCAUACAGCAUUGCAGCUUCAAUGAUGUACCAUGCAAUCCUGAUGACUUCAGGGUCAAGAACGACUCAAACUAUGGGCAAUGCCUGACCUACAACUACAAGGGUGAUAAACGCGUUAGCCGUUCUGGGUCAUCGAAUGCGCUUCUCCUGAAACUGACCUGGAACGCCUUGAACGAAUUCAUUCUCCUCGCACCGGCAAAAGGAUUCCGGAUCACCCUCCACCAUCCAAAGUCUGAGCCAGACCCCCUCGGGGAGGGUUUCGACGUCGGCCUCAAUUGGAAUUCAUACGUUGGAAUGCGGAAGAUGAGUUUUGAACGCCUUCGUCCAGAUACAGGGGGGGAUUGCGCCUUCGAUUCCUACCUACAGGAACGCUUUGACCAAAGGAUUUUCAAGGUUUCGGAUGGAACUAAAUAUUCCAAGAUGCUCUGUCUAGAGCUCUGCAAGCUUUGGCGCAUACGUCAGAAUGCAACUACUCAGUGCUACUUGAAGUCUCCUCUUCUGCAAAACGAAGUGAACGUGUCGGAAUAUUGCAACCGGCAAGCUCGCAUGAAGUCCGUGGAUAUUCUGAAGAUGAUCAAUAAGGAUGAAGAUUAUUUAUGCUCCUGCCCGCAACCCUGCACGGAAGAGAGAUAUCAGUGGUCUUUGUCGACGGCGCAGACGGUUCCUCAGCACGCUUGGCUCUUGGACCUCAUCGCAUGGAUGAGGGUGAAGAAGGGGACGACUCUAGACAAGAAUAUUCUCAUGACAGAGACCUACUGCAAGCAACCCACAGAUGAUGCGAGUAUCGCCGUGGUGAAUAUCUACUACGAAACGAUGACGACGGAACGAAUUGCAGAAACUCCCAUGUUCUCGGUAGUGAGCUUCAUCGGUACACUGGGAGGGUUGCUGGGCCUCUACGCCGGUCUGUCCUUCGUCUCCGUUCUGGAAGUGCUGGAGUGGAUGUUGGACCUGGUCUUGUACGGUUGGAGGAAGCCGGAGGAAAAACUGGGAAGGAAGCGAGUGGCCAUCAUCACUUGUAUAGAACCCCUUGAGCUGGAACGAACAUCCACGAAGAUGGAAGCGCUGGGGUCAGGGGCCUCUUGGGGUGAGAUGCUCCAUAACUAUCGUCCUCACAGGGAAGCUCAGAGAGCAGGAUUCGAUAUCGUCUUCUCUGAUCAAGUGAUAUUCUAA